Molecule: messenger RNA, 654 nt
Organism: Acanthosepion pharaonis
Lineage: Eukaryota; Metazoa; Mollusca; Cephalopoda; Sepiida; Sepiidae
Source: the annotation of a GenBank genome assembly
AUGCACAAGACUCAAUUAGCUAUCACUCACUCUCAAUCUAUUCAUAUCUAUCUAUCGACUACGUUCAAGAAUAUGGGCAUAUCUAUCUAUCUAUCUAUCUAUCUAUCUAUCUAUCUAUCUAUCUAUUUUCGUCUCUUUCUAUCUAUCUAUCUAUCUAUCUUAGUCUGCUCCUAUCUAUCUAUUUUCAGUUGUUUGUUUGUUUCUUUCUUUUUUCUUUCUAUCUAUUGUCGUCUGUUUCUAUCUAUCUAUCUAUCUAUCUAUCUAUCUAUCUAUCUAUCUAUCUAUCUAUCUAUCUAUCUUAGUCUGUUCCUAUCUAUCUAUUUUCAUCUGUUUCUUUCUUUCUUUCUUUCUUUCUUUCUUUCUUUCUUUCUUUCUAGCUACCUAUCUAUUUUCGUCUCUAUCUAUCUAUCUAUCUUAGUAUGUUCCUAUUUAUUUUCAUCUCUUUCUUUCUUUCUUUUUUUCUAUAUAUCUAUUUUCGUCUGUUUCUAUCUAUCUACUUUCAUCUGUUUCUUUCUUUAUUUCUUUCUUUCUUUCUUUCUAUCUAUUUUCGUCAGUUUCUAUCUAUCUAUCUAUCUAUCUAUUUUCACCUGUUUAUUUCUUUCUUUCUAUUUUUGUCUGUUUCUAUCUAUCUAUCUAUCUAUCUUAAAAAUUUAA